GAUAUACUUCUGUCAGAAAGAUUGUCAUUUUCUGCUUCAGUCAAUUUAAUUUGGUUAUGUCUUAAAUUUUUGUGUCGUGUAUCAUGUGUGAUGUAGAAAAUUAUCUAUUAAGGUGAAAAGACAAACAAAUUGAUGAAUUAGAGCAAGCAACAACUUGGCGCAGAUGUAGAAGUGAGUGAUGUGAUAAAAGACUGAAAUAUAAUAAAAAAAUAAAACAAAUUAGUGAAGCCGAUACAAAACCAAGAAGCAAGUGCAAAUAUAAAUUUAUCAUCGAUCUGCAACAUUAGUUAUUUUAUUUAUCAAAAAUGACGGCCGUACGUUCGAUGGACGCUGACAAGCCGCUCCUGGGUCACAAGAAGUCAUCAGGAUUUUUGGAGAUCGCAAUAGCCGCUUUAAGGAUCUCUUCGACUCCAGUUAAAGUGCCUUCUAGUGGAUUGAUGAAAACAGAUUUAAAAGGACAGGAUGAUAGACAUGGACCCAUUUUUACAUUAGAUCAAGUAUCCUACCAUGAUCAACCCGACGAUUGCUGGCUGAUAAUAUAUGACCGCGUUUAUGACGUUACGGAGUUCUUAUCAAAGCAUCCCGGAGGAUCAGACAUAAUGCUCGAAUACGCUGGAAGAGAUGCCAGCAUGGCUUUUAGGGGAGUCGGGCACACUACGGCUGCCCUGAAUGCCCUAGAAAAAUACAAAAUCGGUCAACUGCCCCAGAGCGAAUGCAUAUUCAGGACGUCUACAGGACUGAGAUUGAGUGGAAUACCUGAUUGAUAAAGUGGAAGAUUUAUGCAGAAUAAUUAUAAGUGAAUAAUAGAAUGGAUCAACAAAUUAAUCUAUAUAAGUUAAUUGAUG
Molecule: messenger RNA, 845 nt
Organism: Ctenocephalides felis (cat flea)
Lineage: Eukaryota; Metazoa; Arthropoda; Insecta; Siphonaptera; Pulicidae
Product: cytochrome b5
Exons: 3
Coding region: 306-764 (152 amino acids)
Cellular component (GO): intracellular membrane-bounded organelle; membrane
Molecular function (GO): heme binding
Source: RefSeq, a predicted model, not a curated record